UCGGUGCUCGGGGACGCUCCGGAGCGGGGCCGCGGCCGGGGCCGGGCGGCCGCAGCAGCCGCAGAAGCCUAAUUAAGAAAAUUUGGGUGAUUUUCCAUGUUCAGUGUCCUGGAAUGAAUUUGAUGUCUUCGAUGCCUGUUCUGAGAAGCUGUUUUCAAGUGCAUGAAGAACAGAGGAGAUAUUUCCGCUUAUCAGAGAUGAUGUGGAGAGACUCUUUAUCACUGGUGGAAGAGGAGGAUCCUCAUAUGAAAGUAUCUCUUGGUAGCAGCGAUAUGGGCGUCUCUGCCCAUCUGCAGUCUUCGAAGACAGGAACCACAAGAUUUUUCACCAGCAAUACUCACAGUUCUGUGGUAUUACAGGGUUUUGACCAGCUGCGAGUGGAAGGCUUGCUCUGUGAUGUGACGCUCGUUCCUGGAGAUGGUGAUGAGGUGUUUCCCGUCCACAGAGCAAUGAUGGCUUCUGCAAGUGAUUACUUCAAGGCCAUGUUCACAGGAGGAAUGAAGGAACAAGAUUUAAUGUGCAUUAAGCUUCAUGGUGUGAACAAAAUAGGCCUAAAGAAGAUCAUUGAUUUCAUCUACACUGCAAAACUUUCCCUUAACAUGGACAACCUUCAGGACACUCUGGAAGCUGCCAGUUUUUUGCAGAUUUUACCCGUUUUGGACUUCUGUAAAGUAUUUCUUAUCUCUGGGGUUUCUUUGGAAAACUGUGUUGAGGUUGGGCGAAUUGCCAACACGUACAACCUCACAGAAGUGGAUAAAUAUGUUAAUAAUUUCAUCCUGAAGAACUUCCCUGCAUUAUUAAGUACUGGUGAAUUUGUGAAACUCCCCUUUGAACGUCUUGCCUUCGUGCUUUCAAGUAAUAGCCUUAAGCACUGCACUGAACUGGAGCUCUUCAAGGCGGCAUGUCGCUGGCUGCGCUACGAGGAACCCCGCAUGGAGUACGCUGCAAAGCUCAUGAAGAACAUCAGGUUUCCCCUGAUGACACCCCAGGAUCUUAUUAACUACGUUCAGACAGUGGACUUCAUGAGAACUGACAACACCUGUGUCAACUUGCUCCUGGAAGCCAGCAAUUACCAAAUGAUGCCGUACAUGCAGCCGGUGAUGCAGUCGGAGCGGACAGCGAUCCGCUCGGACAGCACGCACCUGGUGACCCUGGGGGGAGUGCUCAGGCAGCAGCUGGUGGUCAGCAAGGAGUUACGGAUGUACGACGAGAAGGCCCACGAGUGGAAAUCCUUGGCCCCCAUGGACGCGCCCAGGUACCAGCACGGCAUCGCCGUCAUCGGGAACUUCCUGUACGUGGUGGGGGGCCAGAGCAAUUACGACACCAAGGGAAAGACGGCGGUCGACACGGUCUUCAGGUUUGAUCCUCGCUACAACAAGUGGAUGCAAGUGGCAUCUUUAAACGAGAAACGGACCUUCUUCCACCUAAGUGCCCUCAAAGGACAUUUGUAUGCAGUUGGAGGUCGGAAUGCAGCGGGUGAGCUAGCCACUGUGGAAUGUUACAACCCCAGAAUGAACGAGUGGAGCUACGUGGCAAAAAUGAAUGAACCCCACUAUGGUCACGCUGGAACAGUCUAUGGGGGAUUAAUGUAUAUUUCAGGGGGAAUCACCCAUGAUACUUUCCAAAAGGAACUCAUGUGUUUUGACCCUGACACAGACAAAUGGACUCAGAAAGCUCCGAUGACGACGGUCAGAGGUCUGCAUUGCAUGUGUACUGUGGGAGACAAGCUGUAUGUUAUUGGUGGAAAUCACUUUAGAGGAACAAGUGAUUAUGAUGAUGUUCUAAGCUGUGAAUAUUACUCACCAACUCUAGACCAGUGGACUCCAAUUGCCGCCAUGUUACGUGGGCAAAGUGAUGUUGGGGUUGCUGUCUUUGAAAAUAAAAUCUAUGUUGUUGGAGGAUAUUCUUGGAAUAACCGGUGCAUGGUGGAAAUAGUUCAGAAGUACGAUCCAGAAAAAGAUGAGUGGCAUAAAGUAUUUGACCUUCCAGAAUCCCUUGGUGGCAUUCGAGCCUGCACUCUCACUGUUUUCCCUCCGGAGGACAAUUCAGGGUCACCGUCUAGAGAGUCUCCUCUUUCAGCACCUUAGAACCAUCCCUUGACUCACGAUGUUGUAGUUACACCUCUGCACUGCACCAUGGGGUCUAUUAUUUUUCUUCAGUAGUUUCUGUUAGGCUUAGCCUACAGCAUUUCAUACAAUUACUGGGAAAAAGAAAAGACUUUGACAUUAUUUGUGCUGUUUGUUUGGCCUAGAAUGUCUCUCAAGUGGUUAACAGAAAAAAAUGUACUCACCCGAGCCAAAUGUUUAACAAAUGAGAGGAUAUUGUCUAUAAAAUGUAUGAGCUAGGUACGUUAUAAAUGUUGUAUGUUGGGUGUGAGGUACCUUAUAGCUUACAUUUGGGAGCCUAGUGAGUCAAAUUUGUAUUGAACAUGUCACUAAAUUUCAUGUUGAAAACCUUUUUCCUUUCAUUUUUGGCUGCAGAUUACAAGGGUAGGUAGACCACAUCAAUGUGAACUGUCUGAAGGUUGCCAAGGGGCCUGAGCUACCUCCCUCUUUACACAGAGUAUUUUUGACAUAUCUGUUUACCCACCUGACUUUGUGGGUGCUUUCAGAGCAUAUGAAGUUUCUUAGGCAGAGGGAAGAAAUAAAAUAAUUUUAAAAUAUUAGCACUGUACAGGAGCGGACCUUGUAGAGGCCGGGAGUUUUUUAUAACAAUAUAUCAAGUGUUUUUCCUGAGUCAGUUGAAUGAUGCUUCAAACAAAACAUCCUUAACGUGUUUGUGUUUUACAAUUUGUUUUUUUGUUUCAGGAAUUGGCUUCCACUUGCAUGGGAGCACACACCAUUAACGGACAGGAGUUCAGUGCAGUAGUGUAUUCUGUUGUAUGGCUGUACUGAAUAUGGGUAGUUAAGGGCUAGAAACAGUAACUUAAGCCACUGAAUUUGACCAAAAGGUUCCAUCCAAUCAAAUUUAAUCUACCUUUUCUCCUUUGCUGUUGAGAUAACUUGCAUAAUGUGUCCUCUGUAUAGUCUCAGUUAAUAAGGUUAUUUAGCACAAAGUGCAGCUUCAGUGAGAGAGCUGCUUUUGCUCAGUGAACCUGGACUACCACGUUUUACCUUCUUUUGUUCAAUAAAACUUUUAACUGCAGUUACCCAGUCUAAGCUACCUCAUUAAUGUAUUUGGUUUUCUUCCUCUGCCUCACUGUCUCCAGGAUACGCAUUACGUAUAUCCAUGUGGGUAGAUGAAUUUGCUAGGAAACCAAUGCAGAAGUGAUCCUGAAUGGGUAUUUUUGACCUACUUUUAAGAAACUAUUUUGGUCUGAUGUGUUAAUUUUAUUGUUAUGGACUGAUGAAAAAAACAGUCCUAAUGUUUUUUCCUUUUCCUGCUUAUGUGUGCAGCCUCGCAAAUUCCCAGGAAUCUUUGCCUGCUCCAAAAUACAGUGCCCUGCUGACAAACUGCAGCUCUGAUUAUGUCAUUGUGCUUGUUCUGAACUUCCCAUCACGUUACAAGUCAUUUUGCUGAUGAACACAGUCACUGGGGCAUCCUCUGGGGAAAACUGUUUAAACCAGCUUAUUGUGUUACCUAUUAAUAAUAACCAAGUAAAACUUAGAAGACUUUUGUUGGGAGUUUGCUAUUUGUGUUUUGUCCCUGCUUGAUGCAUCAAGCAGCAGGAUUACUGUGGUGUCACUUUUGGAUAAUGAUAUUUAUUCUUUGUGCAGGUUACUAGUAAUGUGCAGCAUGCUGGGCCCAUAUGGUCUGGCUGGGUGUCACCUUGGGAUCCUUGGUGAGAGGUCCUCGAGAGGGUGACGAAUAAAUGAGGGAUUGGCACGAUUCAGUGACCUGAGAAAUAAUACUUUAAUAUCCAAAACAACAAACGCAUGGAUAGGGUGACAGAAAAGGCCAGGGUCCAGGGUAAGAGAGUAACUCAUAUGAGGUAUGUUGAGGGCAGAGCCUGAGGGAAAGGAUCCAAUAAAAAAACAAAGAUUAGGAACAUGUAAAACAAUGCAGCAAAUCUAAACCAAUAAUAACAAAGAAACCAUAGAACUUUCUAGUACUAUUAACAUGUAACUUUCCAGGGGGCAUUGUGGGUGAGCAAAACUAAAGGAGAUUCCUCUUCUCAGGGCCUCUGGGCCAAAGUCCCUUGCCCUGAUGGACUCCAACGGUAAUGGUCACUACCAAAAUCUACACGUAAGCUUUAGGUUUCAUAAUUGUUUUGGUUAAAAUCAAAAGCAAUUUUUCUUCUAUAAAAAAUUUAAGUCUCAAUUCCAUGGGGCUGUGCAAGGUUGUUGCAGGUGGAAUUAGUGGCACCAGUGGAUAGUCCUGGAAACUGGCCAGUGAAGAUAAAUUAACUCAUCACCCUAAGAAUACUGUUCUUAUGCUGUGCAAAGCACUGGAUAGAAAAAUGUUGCUCUGUUGUUUAAGGAUUUGUCAGUCAUUUAAGUGUCACAUGCUACUAAUUUUUUUUCCAGACAAGAUUUUAGACCCUACUUGAGUUUAAGUCCCCUGAAAUCCAAAUUCAGUGUCUCUUAUUAAUUAAACUGAAAAGUACUUGAAGGAGUUUCAAUUCCUUUAGGAUAAUGUAAAUAUAUCCUGCUCUUUGUAUGCUGGGAUGAGGGACACAGUGUUUAAAAGUGAGUAUCUUCACUGGUAUUCUCUGUUUGAAAGAAGCUUAACAUGGAUUCUGAUCAUUCUGAGGUGGUUUAAAGCCAGGAUGUCAGUUUUGUUUCUGAGCCUUGAAUAGGUAGGAGCUGAUAUGUGGCCGCAAUGUUGAGGCUUUUUUGGUUUUUUGUGGGUUUUUUUAAGUGACUCAUUAUCUGUUAUACAUGAAGUGGAAUUAUUUUUGAACAUUUUGUCAUCAGUGGAUUAAAUGUAGUGCUUCAAUCAAAUUAAUUGUUGGGUUUUUUUUUGUUGUUUGUUUGUUUUGUUGUUGUUUUAAACCUCCCGUGGAUUAAAAUAUUUAUAAUUAUAUUAGUUAAUAUUUACUCACUAGGAUUGAAAAGCAAGCAUCAAAGACUUGCCCAAAACUGCAAACUGGUUUCUUCUGUAGUGUAGUAUAAAAUGACUUGAUGCUCAUUGCAUCUUGCUUAACCAGAGCAUAAGAACCCCUUUCCAUCUCUGAAUCCACAGCUGUAGGUAUAUACAUGGAUACAGCAAAUUCUCAUCUCCAUUUCCAGUCAGGCUGCCUCUUCAUAAGUCUUGGAUUCUCUCAUGUUGUAGCUGUAGUACCUAAAUCAGAAAAGCAUCUGGAUAAAAAGCAAUUACAGCUAUUUGACUUGAAUUAAAUUAAGACUACAUGGUGUGCCAGCUGGGAGAGCCACAGGAGCUGUCUGUCCUCUCCCAGUGAUGCAAAAUAUUGGUGCCAAAUUAGCACCAAAUGCCAAAAGUGCUCACUUCUGUGUACCAUUUGCCCAAAGGCCCAUCUGAUAUCCCUGCAAAACUCAGCACUCUGACUCCAGACAUCUGAGAUUCCAUUUUCCUUCAUCUGUGUUUUGAGAUAGAACAGGAACAAUGGGGAAGAAGACCUGGGAAAAUCCAGGUUAUCAAAAGUUUCUUUGCCCUGUUAACAUCAGUGAUUUCAUCAUCUGCAGAUAUCCAUUUUUCUGUAAUUCCCCUCCCCUUGGAACGUUGUCAAGUCCAAGAACCUGGUCCAGGGAAAGCAAUUCCUGCUAGGAUCCAGCCAGUUCUCUGGCUUCUUGGGAUAAUGGAGUUGUGCUGAAGGGAUGAGCACUAGUGCAGCAGAACACGGCUGACAGCCUGGCUGUGGCUCUACAGGCCCCUUGGGUGGAAAAAUCACUUUACCUGUUCUCAGGACAAAAGUGAGCUGUUUUCUUAUAAACAAUGCUAUUUUUAAAUUGCCCAUUCUGUUUCUGGUGGGGGUGGGAUCUCUAAGGAAUAGCAUUUUAGUUACAGUCAGAAGCUCAAACCAGUAGUCUGCUCCUAUAGUGGAAUAAUGGCAAUCAUGGAUUAGGGUACUUUGCAUCCAGAUAAAAAAAGUUCUCCCUAAAGGUUUAUACUCUUAAUCUGAUGGGCUGAUUGGACAUCAAAAAAUAAUUCAAUACCACAGCAACAAGUGCAGUACAAAUAUCUGGAGAAGUUUUAACCGAAGAGUUGGGAAUGAUCUGAUCAGAAAAGAUCAUGGCACUUUUCUUUGCAAAAUUCAUUCUGCCUACCAGAACUGUUCCUUCUUAAUUUGCCCUCCAGCUGCUGAUUACCUCAGCUUUGCACUGGUGUCUGACUCUGCUGGUCACUGGUUUUUUAAUCCUUUGCUUUUGUAGCUGACAUCUCUGUUACUUUGCUCCUGAUCAGGACAGAUAAAGCUGAAGCUUUUUUAGUGGAACUGUCCUUACAUCAAGGGACAAAACAGCCCAUUGUUGAUAAAUGUAUUCAUCAUUCAGCUUGUGCAUUCUUGGAAAUACAGAAUCAGUUUUAAGCUAGUGAAAGGUGUGUGCAUGUUGCAGGAGUAAUGUGUGUCCUGUUUCCUCCUGGCUUUGCACCUUACAUGGUGUGUGCAGGGCUGUGUGUGGUGGGUACCCAGAGAUCUGGAGGGAGAGCAAAGCUCUCCUGUGGCACUUUAUGCUUUCCAUGCUCUGUGAAAGUCUUCUUUACUUGCACACCGUAUGUAGCUUAUUGGGUAUUUUUUCUUUUGUAUUUUAGUUUAAAUGUGAAUAAUGAUUCUUUGUGUGCAAAUGCUGUCAGAAAAAAAGUCUUAAAGGGCAGAGUUAUACUUUGCUUAACUGAUGAAGUUUUUAGCCUGGUGAGUAUUGCAGGACCAGUUCAGCUGUGAAAAGGUGACUGCAGUUCGAGAGCAAGCUAGGAAAUCUGGAUGGCUUUCCUGCCUGUCACCAGUUCAGCUGUUCUUCUUGCCAGUCUUUUACAGGUCAUUAAGUGAACUUCUUUUCUCAGUCCAUAGGCUCCAUAUUUUGAUGUCCAGCUCUGUUGGACCUGCUGAUUACCCACUCUGGGGAAAACGUGGUGGGAUGUGUGUUCACAACCUGAACAACAUGGCUUGUUUUUUUCAGGAAUUCCACCAUCAAAGACAUACAGGAGUCCUUCAGAGUUCUUUAAUGACCUGGUAAUUUGUAUAGAAGAUGUAGCCCAGAUAAGCUGGAAGUGGUGCUACAGCAGGAGCCAUAAGUGGCUGACAUUCAUGAGGGGAUGGUCUCCUACUAUAUGUAUUACGAGUGCUGUUUUUUUUCCCCAUCUUUAGGAGUAUUUAUUGCUGCUGUUUGACUUUUUAACUUUUUAUUCAUGAAAUGAGUAAUAAUGCCUCUCUGAGUCUGCAGUGGGAGCAAAAGGUUCAGGUGUCUCUUUCAGAGCUUCAUGCUGUCAGGAUACCCACAUGGUUAUUAAACCCUUCCUAUUUGGAACCCUGUUCCCUAAACAUUUAGGAGAAAUCAUUUUGCAACGUGAAAAGAUCUCAGAUGAAAAUGUGUUUGGGACUGGAAGAGAAAUGCAUCUUGGUUUAGAACUUCGAGAUAAAUAUAUAUAUAUAUAUAUUUAAAUAUAGUUGGCUAAAGUGAGUCAAAGCCCAGUUGUUUGUACCUGCUUGCAGUCUUGGCUGGCCUGUUGCUGUAUUCUCCCUCAGACCACAGCAUUCUGUACUGCUUCCUUGUGGAAGAGCACCUCCUGUCUUCUCUGCUACCUCUUGAUUGAGUUCCAAAAUAAAUCUGAGCUUGGAUUCUUUCAACUGAAGUACCUGUGGGGCUGAAGACCACGUGGAUUCAAGCUGUGGAUUGAAGGCCGUGGCUUUGACAUUUGAUUCCCCACCAGCCCCUCACUACUUUGCAAGAUAUUCCCAAACCCAGCUAAAAUCUGUGUGCAGGAGGCAAAUCUCUCAGGCUGGAAAUUUUAGUAACCCAGGCAUCUCAAGAACACCAGAGUGUCCUCGUCCCCUUUGCAAGGACUGUUGUGCACACGAGCUGCUGAGUGCUCUGGAACGGGGCAGACACAGGAGCUCCUUGGGUGACCACAGCUUUUGUUGGCCUUUGGUUCUGCUCUUUCUUCUGUGCCCAGAUGGAGAUGGUGGGAGAGAAGGUCAGGGUUGGGUCACACUUUCCAGCUGUCAGUAGAGAGCAAGUUUGUUUAUUCUCAACUGUCUGCACAACACUGCAGGAAAAACACCUGUAGGAACAUUUCAGAUUUUAAACAUUGUUUCACAGAACAGUAUUCAUUAAUAAAGGAGACUUACUCUGUUUUAACCAGUGUUCCUCAUAACCAGGAUUGUUCCAAAAUACUUAGCUUCUGUUGAAUGAAUAACUUUGCCUUUACCUCCCUUGUUCAGUGUUACUGUAAAAAAAUUGGCUUGGUUUCUUUUCCAUUUGUUUUUCAUUGCUUGUAACAUUUUCUUAGAAAUGUGGAAAUAAUUUUCCUUACAUGUUUUAUGCACCGAAAUAAACGCACCACUGAUCACCUGA
Messenger RNA from Pseudopodoces humilis (Tibetan ground-tit), 8411 nucleotides. It is a transcript of the gene KLHL13, whose product is annotated as kelch like family member 13. Lineage: Eukaryota; Metazoa; Chordata; Aves; Passeriformes; Paridae. Gene Ontology annotation, cellular component: Cul3-RING ubiquitin ligase complex. Gene Ontology annotation, molecular function: ubiquitin-protein transferase activity; cullin family protein binding. Gene Ontology annotation, biological process: regulation of cytokinesis; protein ubiquitination. The record is from RefSeq and is a predicted model, not a curated record.